CCUCGGCUGCAGAAUGAUUUACUCUUCUGGAAGGGAAUCCUACUUCAACUUGAACUCCACCUGGUAUGACCCUGCAGGUUCCUGGCUGGACACCCGGCGCACCCCCUUCACCUAUGCUUAUAGCACCUGCUGCAGCAGUGGUAGCUGUCCAAGGGGAGGCCAUGAUAACCGAUGCUACGAGUAUCGACGAUCGGGCUGUGCUGAGAAUUGCCAUGGGUCGUCGGGGUCGUGCCACGGCAGUGGAGGCCACUGCUGUGUCAGGAGGCCAUCGUACUUCCAUGGAUCCUCUGGAGGAUGCCACGGCCAUGGGCGGUCGGUCUGUUCUGAGCGGUCAUGCCACGGUUCUGGAGCUUCAUGCCACGGUUCUGGAUCUUCAUGCCACGGUUCUGGAUCUUCAUGCCACAAUACCUCUGGAGCAUGCCACAGUACACCAAUUUAUGUGAAGCCAAAACAAUAUGUGCAACAGUGCUGCCCUCCAGUGCAGAAGUAUUGUCCACCAGUGCAACAGUGCUGCCCUCCAGUGCAACAGUGCUGUCUUCCAGUGAAAAAGUGCUGCCCUCCAGUGCAGAAGUGCUGA
Molecule: messenger RNA, 577 nt
Organism: Emys orbicularis (European pond turtle)
Lineage: Eukaryota; Metazoa; Chordata; Testudines; Emydidae
Product: keratin-associated protein 5-4-like
Exons: 1
Coding region: 14-577 (187 amino acids)
Source: RefSeq, a predicted model, not a curated record